This is a messenger RNA of Phaeodactylum tricornutum CCAP 1055/1, 3539 nucleotides long. RefSeq lists its product with no specific name. The transcript is spliced from 2 exons. Bases 226 to 3417 code for a protein of 1063 amino acids. The record is from RefSeq and is a predicted model, not a curated record. Lineage: Eukaryota; Bacillariophyta; Bacillariophyceae; Surirellales; Neidiaceae.
AAAGCUUUCCCUGACAUAUUGCUUCUCCCCAUACUUGAACCAGCCCUCCGACUCGAGAAAUAUAUUGGAGGCACGUAAUCUCCACGACCGAGACUGUACGGCUUCGACCAUUCCACGUCGGUCGCGACAAGGAAUUGCUAAUAGUAACACCCCACUUUAUUUCCUUUGGAUCCAAUCCCCGAAUUGAUUAGCUGACCCUCCCUGCCACGUCUCUUACAUUUUUCGAUGGGCGGCCCAUCCUUUGCUCGCCCCGUUGGUGCCGCUGCUGACGUCAAAGAACUUGAGUACAUCUCCGCACUGCAUCAAACGGGAGACUCUGUAAGGUUGGAUGGCUCCAUAAAAGACGAAGAUAUACGCUUAUUUCUUUCGAGCCGCUACGGUAUCGACGUUUCCGCCAUCGAUGUUCGGCAAACGAUACUGAAGGGCAUGGGCGGUGAUCGUGACACGGAUGAUGACUUAGGCGACAACUGUCCAGAUGUCAUUGACGUAAUGGAGCUCACCGCCAUACUGCUCAUUCCCACACUGCUCAAGGCAGCAGCGCUUAAAGAAGAGGGUUCCAACAAUAUACCGAAUGGUCUGUUAAUGCCGCCACCUGACCUGUUGAAGUAUGUCCUGGAUAUGAUCUUGCAUGAUGUGACGGGAGAUCGCGUACCGAAACCGUUGACCACCAAUUUGUUACGCCGGGUGCUCCAGGCCUAUGGAGAAAGCGAGCUUGCCAACGACAUUGAUUUGCUACAGGAAAUGGUGGACUGCUGUAAAUGUGAUGGAACAGACAAUGAUGCCACCAAUCUGACGGUCAAGUCCUUUGCCAGGGGAUUGACCUACGACGUCAAAUUAUAUGAUAUUGGCAACGAAGUACGCGAGUCCACGCACUAUGAAGACGUCUUCCGUCAUCAAGAUCACCUUGUAGAAUACGACAAAAACAUUACGGACGGCAAGAAAACAAUACAAAAUGUUGCAACAGAGCCGACCCGAGUGCUGAAACGCAAGUACACUGCUGCAGCAAUUGACUUCACAGCUGGCACUUACCGUUCCAAGGGUCUGUCUAUCAUGCUCUGGGCCUGCACUUUGAUUUCAUAUUUCGCCUACGUCUUCGGCUCGGCCAACGAUAGCGCCAAAAAAGUGUGUGCCGAAAGUGAUUUAACGUAUGCCCUUUCUGCUCCCUGGCGUGAAAAUAGCGGAGCUGUGACUUGCGAAUCGGCUGUCAGUAUAGUCAUCUGGGUUUCUUUUUACUUCAUCUUUUCUAUUUUUGGCUUGACCGUGGUUGGCUUGGGAAGUAUUGGAAAUGACGUGUACAGCCAACAAUGGUGGAUUCCAUUGAUCGGAGCUACCGUGGUGGCAGUGUUUGUCUUUGUCCCUUUUUUCGAUGAAACCGCUGACGCUUCGACGGGAGGACGCUAUCUGAAUGUGGCGUCGUUGGCGUUGGGUAUCAUCACCUGUACUUUUCAUCUCCUGCACGCCAUUGCUCUGAUGACACCAAUCUGGGUCACCGAACGUUACACUGCCCUUCGAACACUGCUGCGUUCCAGUACAAUUGAGGGAGAAAUGCAUGUCAAGACGGCGGGUGCCCUGAAGGUGCACAAAAUGAUUAACAACGCGUUGUACGUGGUUCAACACAAUGAAAAAGAAUCCGUCUUAAAUUCGCAUUUCAGUCAAGCUCUAUUCAACUUUCCCAAAAGGGGCAUCCGCGAGUGCAAAAUAGUGGGAGGCCUAAGCUGGAGUUGGCAAGGUAUACUCAGUCGGCGCAUGUUUUCUGAGGAAGGGGUCUGGUAUUCGACACGCUUGCUGGCUAGUAAUUUGGCUCAGUACGUUGUUUCUGUGUACAUCUUAAUCACUGGUAUUAAGUUGAUUCAAGUUGUCUCAGACAACUACAAUCUUGAAGUUGCACAAGAACAACUGAGCAGUGUGCUGGAACGCGUGCUUGAUACUUCAGUCAAUGAAGAGCUUGUUAACUCCAUGGCUGCAGAGAUUGGUCUUUUGGUGAGCUCUUUUGUAAAAAGUAUGAAUGCUACCAAUAUAUCAAACGUAAAUUGCUCAAGCCUCGGCGGUUUCAACGGAUCUGAUGUAAUUGACGAGUUUUGUCGUUCAAGUGAGGGCUUUUUGCAGUGCAACUCAGCCGCCAAUGUCAACUACUUGUGUGCCUUGUUGGAUGGCCCAAGUACUUUGGACGGACUAGAUCAGUUAGGACUACUCAAUGCUUCGGGCUUUGAUGUUAACGUGUUGAUGGAGACGGUAAGAGAAAUAUUACAAGAAUCCGCGAACAAAACGGUCGAAUCGCUCUAUCCUUCGUCACGGUUCAUGGUAACUGUUCCUACUGCAGUAGCAGUGGUCGUUGCUACGGCGUGCGCCUUGUAUUUGGCCAUAACCUAUGUUCCAAGCGUCACUAGCACAAUCCUCAAAUUGCGAUGUGGUGUCUUGCCCAGCUUGGAGCGUCCAGACUUUGCUAGAUUGCGGUGCGCGCCAGAUAGCGUGUCAUUGCUGACCGGAUCUCUCUUUUGGGGCUGUCUAGGCUCUUCGCUUGUGACGGGCAGCUUUUUUGGUGCAAUUGUCUUCUUUUUUUGCUGGCAAGGUUCGGUCUACUUUGCGCAGCGUUUGACCGCUUUAGUCAUUGGAAUUCUAUCGAUCACACUCAUUCGAACAGUAAUUGUCGUUUGCUGUCGGUUAUCCUUUUACAAAGCGUUUUACCGCAAAAGGCCAGCGGCGGCGAACAUUAGUAUUUUGGCGUUGGAAUGGGCUAAUUUUUCGUUGAGUGCCGGAUUUGUGGUUGCUCGUACGGUAAAAUUACUCUUGGUCGCGGCCUUUUCCGUCGGACGCAUCGACCAGCCCUUUUUGGCGGAGGGAAUUGGUUUUGUCGGCCCAAUCGAGUUAGACGGUUAUCCAACAAUUCACAUGCGCGACGUUCUUUUGAACGAAGCCCAUCGUCACCCUUACAUUGAAAUGCUGGGUACCAUGUAUCUGAUGAAGCUUCGGUAUGGCGACAAUUUCGGGAGGAAUGCUGGUAGUUGCUGGCGUCUAGUCUUUGUGUACGCGCUCAUGCCGUGGCUGCACAAGUACCGUGUCUUGACUCGCCCGGAUCUCUUUUCUAAGGAAGCCUCGAUUGUGGAAGGGUCCGAGAAUGAUCGCGGACUCAAAUCUUUGCAAUUUGUAAGUUUGAAAAGGCUGUUUGCGGAUGGGGAUGCCCCCCGCAGGGAAGCGAUGCUCAAUCCCAUUCUCGAGGUAGACUCUUGCGCCUGCGGUACAGAGGCAUUUGUCCAACAAGAGGGUCCGCCCAGUACUGUUCAGACUGAACCACACCAAGACGUCAUCGAUCUGCUUCAUUUACGCGUCAAAGAGUUAGAGUCUGAACUGGCGACCAUACGUUCGGGUGCACCGGGCGAGAAAGAGUUGGAAAGUCAUUGUUCCACCAGCAUCGAGUGAUCAUGCACUCAUCGCGAGCUGUGUACACGUCGGCAUCAAAUAUUAUUUUCUAUCCUGGCCAACAAGUGGGGAACCAUCAGAGAGGAGUAGUAAUUGCGCAUACUAUAGUGAUUUAGUACACG